CUCAAACUACCCUCUGGGAUAGAGCCCGUACCUUUCCUCGUCAGCGGUCAACUUUGUGAAUCAACAUGGCGGCCAAAGAAGUGGAAUUAGGAUUUGCAGAAGAAAUUGGUGACGAUGCUGUUCGUAAACUGCAGAUGACAAGUGCCUUCUUUCCGAGCAAAAUCGGUGGAACCCCAGCAUGGUUAAACUUGCAAGAUUUGCCCAAUUCAAGUUGUACGGUGUGCAAAAUCUGCCUCAAACCGAUGGCAUUUCUCUUACAAGUGUACGCUCCUAUGCCACAUGACCAAAGUUUUCAUCGAACGAUCUUCGUUUUUUGUUGUAAAGAUGGCAAUUGUCACUCUAAAAACUACACCGAUUGUUUCCUUGUACUAAGAAGUCAAUUAAAACGCGAUAACAAGUUUUACAGCUAUAAUCCGCCGCCAGAAUUGGACGAAAUUAACGAGCUGUCUAUGGAAUGUGUAGCUGAAGAGUUCAAACCUAAAACAUGGAUCAGUUUAUGCGAUGUGUGCGGGUGUAAAGGGGAUAAGAAAUGUUCUAAAUGUCACGUGGCACAGUACUGUGGCCGUGAACAUCAGACGGUGGAUUGGAAAUCAGGUCAUAAGAACUUGUGUCCGAAACUGUGCGCACAGGAAAAUAAAGAGCAACUGUUACAAGGAGACAACAAGUAUAGCAAUAGAAGAAUUCUCUUUCCAGAAUAUGAGUUACUUAUUGAAACAGAACCAGAUUUAACUGAUGAAAGUGAGAAAAGUGAAAAAGACAGAUUAGAUGAAUACAAACAGUUUGUGAGAGCAAAUGAGCUGCUCACUGAUACAGAAAGUGACAAAGAACUAGAAUCCUUAGCUUCUCUUGGAAAGGAAGCUUUACUUGCUGAUAAACAGUUUAGAAAAUUCAAAAAGAGAAUUACCAGAGAACCUAAACAGGUUUUGCGCUAUCACCAAAGUGGUGAACCUCUCUGGGUCUCUGAUGAAGGCAAGCCUAGCGAAGACGACAUUCCAAUAUGUGAUUGUGGUUCUGAAAGGGUGUUUGAAUUUCAGGUAAUGAUGAUGGUAACAUUUAAGGCUUUUGAAAGCCAUGAUUAUGGCACUUUCUCCAUGUGUGGUGUGUUUUGUUGCAUUCAAUGUUUUGAACAGAAAUUCUCUUUUUUGUUGCAAAAUUGAAUACUGAAUAUUCCUUUACACAAAUGAAGAGCCCACUAAAAUUUGCCUGUCUUCCAACAUGUGGCUUUACACAGCUCAACUAGUAUCUGUGAGGCACGCAUCCCAAUCCUAUCAAAACCUGACUUUUUCAGGCUUCUUUUUUGUGCAAUUUCUUUCAUUGCAGCUCAUCUCUAAGGAUCAUUCUUGUACUUUAAAAUAAUGAAUCAUAAUUCCAAAGAUCUAAAUUCAGUGUUGUACAAAUAUGUAUCCAGGUAACACCUUGGAGCUGAUAAAGUUGUUUCUUCCCAUUAUGUUGGCUGAAAAAUGCAACAAUAUUGCAAGGAAAAUAUACCUGUACUUGCUUAUCACCUCAGGGAGCUAAGGGAUUAAAAUUUUUGAUAUUCCUGAUGGCAAAUAUUUCCGUCUUCAGAUAAGAAAAUUAUCAGGGUAAUAGUCACAGUGGCAAAAUAAGUAUCCAGUCAAGUCGCCAACUCACAGAUGUAUAAAAUUGAGUAGAAACGUCAG
Pocillopora damicornis (cauliflower coral) is the source of this 1661-nucleotide messenger RNA. Its product is annotated as uS5 assembly chaperone PDCD2. Lineage: Eukaryota; Metazoa; Cnidaria; Anthozoa; Scleractinia; Pocilloporidae. The record is from RefSeq and is a predicted model, not a curated record. Gene Ontology annotation, cellular component: cytoplasm; nucleus.